UCUCUCGAACAAAAAGUUAUCAAAGGGGUCGAGAAGCAACGUGCAUGUGUCUUUCGUCUCAACAUGGCGAGCGGCAAGGGUAUCGUUGCUAUUCUCCGACCCCGGGGAAUUCGUAUUAUCAGUGCUAGUAAAACGGGAAGACUGCAGCCUGGAGUGCUAUCAAGAAGCAACGACUGUCGACGAAAAUUUUCUACAAUUACCCUAGGUGUCGAUACCUGGACCCGGUGUAGUAGUGAAAAAUAUUCGAACAAAUUUUUCACGAAAAAUUUCCACGUAUCAUCACACCUCCCAGCAGCUCGAAAAGACUACUACGAAAUCCUUGGUGUCUCAAAAAACAGCUCGGCCAAGGACAUAAAGAAAGCCUACUACCAAUUAGCCAAAAAACAUCAUCCAGAUACUAAUAAAAAUGAUCCGAAUGCUAGUAAAAAGUUUCAAGAAGUAUCAGAGGCCUACGAGGUCCUCAGUGAUGAUGUCAAGAGGAAGGAGUACGACACUUGGGGUGCGACGUCGGAGCAGAUGGGAAUGAGGGGAAAUGCUGGCCAAGGAUUUCCCAGAGGUGAAGACGAAGCUUACUCCCAUAAUUGGAAUUUCCGGGCUAGUGUUAAUCCGGAGGAGUUGUUCCGGAAAAUUUUUGGGGAAGAUGGAUUCAAAGCACAUUUUAAUGAUCAGGAUGAUUAUGCUGACUCUAAAUAUGGAUUUGGCAGUGCUCAAGAGGUAAUCAUGAAUCUGACUUUUUCACAAGCUGCUAGAGGAGUCAACAAGGAAAUUAACCUCAAUGUUGUAGACACGUGCCAGAAAUGUAACGGUUCAAGGUGUGAGCUUGGCACCAAGGCUUUGAGGUGUCAUGUUUGUCAUGGUACUGGCAUGGAAACUAUUAGUACUGGGCCGUUUGUCAUGAGAUCAACCUGCAGAGCUUGCCACGGCACCAGGAUGUAUAUCAAGUAUCCGUGCGCAGAGUGCGAAGGGAAAGGGCAGAAUGUUCAACGAAAAAAAGUAAUAGUACCAGUGCCAGCAGGAGUCGAAGAUGGUCAGACGAUUCGUAUGGCAGUGGGUAACAAAGAGGUCUUCGUAACAUUCCGGGUAGAGAAAUCUCGUUAUUUCAAGAGAGACGGAGCUGAUGUCCACACAGACGCUGACGUAUCCCUCGCCCAGGCAGCACUAGGUGGUACAAUAAGAAUCCAGGGUGUGUACGAAGAUCAUACGAUUCAAAUCAAACCAGGUACAUCGUCUCACACAAAAAUCCGACUGACUGGCAAGGGAAUGAAGAAAGUGAACGGAGUAGGGUAUGGAGAUCACUACGUCAGUAUUAAAAUCGCUAUCCCCACAACGCUGUCUGAGAAACAAAAGGCAUUACUUCUGGCAUAUGCUGAGCUCGAACAAGACACACCAGGAUCGGUAUAUGGAGUGACGAAUAAAACUGAUGGAACAAAGCAAUGUUACGAAGGACCCUUACACUUACUGAAGUUGAUACGGCAAGCGCUGGAAGAUAUUCCUCAAAAUUCCGAGGAAAACCCAUCGUCUUUACAUCCACAAGGCCCUGGGGACGUGCCCCAGAGUAAAAGGACGAGCUCCUCUGAUGGAACGAAAAAAGGUGACUCUAAGAGUAACGAGAAAAUAAAAAUGGAAGGGAAGAUAUCAUGAUUUAUUCUAAAUAAUUAACUUUGAUAACUUUUAAUUGAAAAAAAAAUUAUAAUUGUACAAUUAUCCCAGUUGAAUCUACAGGCGUUGCCGCAGGUUUAUUCAUGUACUUUUUCCUGACUCGUGGGUUUUAAGAAUUAGCUAUAGGCCUCUGUGGAUAAGUUGAUAAUGGAGAAUAGCAAAAUUAAGCGCUUACAAAUGUUAAAAGUGUAAAAUAAAUUUUUCUUGUAAGUUAAAA
This is a messenger RNA of Diachasmimorpha longicaudata, 1876 nucleotides long. RefSeq names its product protein tumorous imaginal discs, mitochondrial-like. Gene Ontology annotation, cellular component: mitochondrion. The coding region runs from base 64 to 1641 and encodes 525 amino acids. The transcript has 5 exons. The record is from RefSeq and is a predicted model, not a curated record. Lineage: Eukaryota; Metazoa; Arthropoda; Insecta; Hymenoptera; Braconidae. Gene Ontology annotation, biological process: response to heat; negative regulation of apoptotic process; protein folding. Gene Ontology annotation, molecular function: ATP binding; heat shock protein binding.